Messenger RNA from Cyphellophora attinorum, 2214 nucleotides. Its product is annotated as Protection of telomeres protein 1. The transcript has a single exon. The coding region runs from base 1 to 2214 and encodes 737 amino acids. Gene Ontology annotation, molecular function: G-rich strand telomeric DNA binding; telomerase inhibitor activity. Gene Ontology annotation, cellular component: chromosome, telomeric region; nuclear telomere cap complex. Gene Ontology annotation, biological process: telomere capping; regulation of telomere maintenance via telomerase. The record is from RefSeq and is a predicted model, not a curated record. Lineage: Eukaryota; Fungi; Ascomycota; Eurotiomycetes; Chaetothyriales; Cyphellophoraceae.
AUGGCUUACCCAGGAAUACCGAUUCCGCCGAGAGGCUUCACCGACCUCAAGUCAGCAUGGGACCACCCACUGGCAGCACCAGGAGACAAACACUUCUGCUAUAUGAUUGGAGUUUGUGUUGACUUCCUACCCAUUACCAAAUCGCGAGGCUCGGACUACACAAUGAAACUUACCCUGCAUGACCCGUACUGGGUUGACGGGAUCGGCAUGGCAUUUCAAUUAUUCGUGAAGAAAGAAUCUCAUGCGCCACAGGUCACAAAUCAGGGCGACGUGAUCAUAUUCCACAGUGCUGGCACCUUGUAUAAUCCACGCAUGGGCAAGGUUGCCUUGUCCAACUACAGCAGCACUUGGUCCGUCCUUGAUUACGAUUCACUGCGAAAUAGCACCGCUGAUGAUUUCUCCGACGUUGUCAUUCACCGAAGUGAUCGUGACGGCGUCAAAGCACCAAUACCCAAUGUUGAGGAGAUCAAGUACGCCAAGGCCAUCCUUGAAUUAGAGGACUCUUCCUCGUGGAAAGGGCUACAAGGGCAAACCUCGCUCGAGACCAACAACAUCAUGGCAGCCAAUGGCGGCACACCGAGUAUGGUCAGGGGUAAAGAGCGCUCGAUCAGCAGCCUCACUAUCCCUGUCGACAGGGACUACUAUGUUGACAUUCUCGCCGAAGUUCGACGUAUCUAUACUACAGACAUGCGGAUGGAGCUAUCCGUGACCGAUUACACAGAUGAGAAUCCUAGCCUGUUCGAUUGCAAGCCUGAGUCCGAUGAGAAUGCACACGACCCUGGCGAUCAGUUCGGAUAUAUUGCUAGCAGCCACAAAGCCUGGCCAGGUCCAUGGGGUCGACGAACGUUCAACAUCACUUUAUGGGAGCCACACCGCAGCUACGCCGUUGCAAGCGUGACGCACGGCUCCCUGAUCCAAUUCCGAAAUGUGCAUGUGAAAGUCGACCAGCAAGCUAAACUCGAAGGCAUCGUUCACCAGGACAAGCUAUACCCCGACAAAGUACUCGUCUCAGCCCACAAACCAUACGAAGCCGAGACCAACGAGCCCUUACGCGACCUCCUCAAGAGAAAGAAAGCAUACGAAGACCACUGCAAAAGGUCUGGACUGCGCUUCGUCCGGGACGCCGACCCGAAAAAGCUGCCAUCUCAUUCCAAAUUAGACCAGGCCAAUGGCCGAGCCAUAUCACCACAGCUCGAGGAAGCGCCUCGUGAUGCCAAGGCUGCAAAGCGGAAUAAGAGAAAUAAGCAGAAGCAAAAGAAGAAAGCAGCGUCGGCGGCCAAGAAUGGCCUCGACGACGCGAACGAGCGUUCAGCAGGACUAGCCGAGAAGGCAGUGUCGUCCCUCGCGGCCAAUGCACACGUCCGUACAGUGACGUCGACGCAAUCCCUCAUCUCAAUCUCCUCUAUCCUUGAACCUUCCACGCGACAGCAGAAGACCAUGGCCGGCAACAUCUGGAUCGCCCCUUUUGUCAACCAACGGUACAAAUCCAAAGUGAAGGUCAUUGACUUCUACCCCAAUAACCUCGAGGACUUUGCCGUCAGAGCGAAGAGAAAGAGCGAAUACGCUGAAGCAGGUAUCGAUAGCGACGAUGACGAAGAGAACGAAAAAGCAGACAAUACCCCCCAUGACCAUGACGAGUCUAGCAGUGAAGACGCCAAUAGCGAUGGCGGCAACGAUAGUGACGCAAUGGCCGUCGACAACGAAGAGGGCAUCCCUUCCAACAAGAAAAGAAGAAGCAAGUGGGAAUGGCGCUUCGCCCUUACUAUCACCGAUCCAAACACAAGCCCCACGAACGCGAGUGAUGACAAGGUUAUUCGCCUGAUCGUUACAGGCGAUGGAGCCGAGCAUCUCCUGAGAGCCUCAGCGUGCAACCUCCGCAAGUCGCCCAAUGCGCUGGCUCAACUGCGGGAAAAGCUGUUCAUACUUUGGGGUAAUCUCGAGGAGCUCCUGACUGAGCAGCUCUCCACCUCCAGAUCUAGAGCAGGCUCCGGCGACGUAAACACGGAUGCCGCCGACCAAGACCGGGACAGGCGAUCGGCCCUGAGUUUGGUACAGAAGCAUUACAAAUCGCAGCCCUUCGAGUGCUUCAUCGAAGAGUACGGCGUACUGAAAGCGAAGAAAACGCGGAUCCGAAACGAUGGAAGUAUCGGGAACGGAGACCGCAUGGAGGACUGGGAAAGGUGUUUCCGUAUCUGUAAGACCACUAUUGCUUGA